AUGACUUCUUCAACAAACUCCGUUCUUCCAUGGCCUUAUACAGACAAAUGUCCACCUGUCGGUACUCUUCCGCAGACGGACACUAACACUUUACCAGCAUUAUUUCGUCCAUUAAAAGUACGCUCACUCAUUUUAAAAAACCGUCUGGUUGUUUCGCCUAUGUGUAUGUAUUCAUCUCAAAAUGGUUUCCUUAACGAUUGGCAUCUCGUUCAUUUGGGUCAAUUUGCUGUGGGGGGCGCUGCUCUUGUUAUACAAGAAGCAACAGCUGUACAACCGAAUGGAAGAAUCUCACCGUAUGAUGCUGGAUUAUGGAUGGACGAACAAAUGGAAAUGAUUAAGCGAAUCGUUCAGUUCAUUCACUCUCAAAACUGUGCUGCCGGCAUCCAACUUGCUCAUGCAGGACGUAAAGCUUCAACUAAAGCUCCUUUCCAUCAAACGCCUGGUGAUCGUAGUCAACCUGCUUAUGCAACAAAAGAAGAGGGUGGAUGGCCAGAUGAAGUUGUGGCUCCAAGUCCUUUGCCAUUUGCUGAAAACUACUGCAUUCCAAAGGAAAUGAGUCUUGAACAAAUUGAACAAUUUAAACAGGAUUUCAUCAAAAGUGUCGAGAGAUCAGACAAAUGCGGUUUCGAUGUUUUAGAAAUACAUGCUGCACAUGGUUAUCUUUUGACAGAAUUUCUCAGUCCAACGUCAAACAAAAGAAAAGAUCAAUAUGGAGGCACGUUUGAAAAUAGAGUUCGUCUUCUACUCGAACUCACGUCACUCGUUCGUCAAGCAUGGCCCUUAACGAAACCUCUUUCAGUUCGUUUAUCUUGCGAUGAAUGGGUCGGCAGUGAAGGUUGGACAAUGGACGAUACUCUUCGUCUAAUCCCUCAGCUCAUUGAACUUGGCGUCGAUAUUAUUGAUACAAGCUCAGGUGGUAACUCAUCAUCUCAACAACUUCCAGUACCAUUGAAACCUGGUUAUCAAGUUCCAUUUAGUGAAACAAUUAAAAACUCAAAGUAUGGAACCAAAAUAAUGACAGCACCUGUUGGACUUAUAGUUGAAGCAAAGCAAGCAAAUGAAAUUAUUGAACAGGAAUAUGGUGAUUUAGUCUUGAUGGCAAGAGAGUAUCUGAGAGAUCCACAUUUUCCUUUAAAAGCAGCUAAAGAGUUAGGAGUGAAAGAGUUAACUUGGCCACCGCAGUAUCAGCGUGCUAAAUAG
Molecule: messenger RNA, 1200 nt
Organism: Rotaria sp. Silwood2
Lineage: Eukaryota; Metazoa; Rotifera; Eurotatoria; Philodinida; Philodinidae
Source: the annotation of a GenBank genome assembly